Dicrocoelium dendriticum is the source of this 408-nucleotide messenger RNA. The record is from the annotation of a GenBank genome assembly. Lineage: Eukaryota; Metazoa; Platyhelminthes; Trematoda; Plagiorchiida; Dicrocoeliidae.
AUGGCAUCCGGAGUUAAAUGUCAUCAGUCAUGUAUCGAUGCUUACAACGAGUUGAAACUGCGUAAACAGCAUCGAUACAUACUAUUCCACAUCAAAGAUAACAAGGAAAUACACGUGUUGACUCAAGCAGAUCGAGGGGCCACUUAUGACGACUUUCUUGGCGAGCUUAUCGCUGCCAUGGAGAAGGGCGAAGGUCGUUACGCUGUUUACGACUACGAAUGUCCCGGCAAACUGCCCACUCUUGUGUUCAUCUCAUGGAAUCCGUCUGCACUGAAUAUUAGGACAAAAAUGAUUUACGCUGCUUCCAAGGACGCUAUCCGGCUGAAAUUGAUAGGGAUCAAGCACGAAGUGGAAGCCAACGAUUUAGAUGAGAUUACUGAGGAAGAGCUGCGCCAAAAAAUCGGGUGA